AUGUAUGGAAGUGAUAUGCAAGGAAAAACACAGUUUGAUCAUACUCUUUUUGUGAAGAGAAGUGGAUCUCUGGCAAUAUAUCUCAUUGUGUAUGUUGACGAUAUUGUUGUGACUGGUAAUGAUGCUUCAGGAAUUCAUGCUCUUAAGAAGUAUGUCCUUGAUUUGCUUUCUGAAACUGGGAAGAUGGGUACUAGACCAGCUGCUACUCUUAUUGAUAUGAGUCACAAACUUUCCGCUUCAGAUGGGACGUUGUUAGAAGACAAAGGGGUCUUUCAGAGACUUCUUGGGAAACUCCUAAGAUCUACUUCAGGGUAUUGCAGUUUGGUGGCUAGUAAUGUUGUUUCUUGGAGGAGCAAGAAACAAUCAGUUGUGGCUCGAUCCUCAGCAGAAGCAGAAUACAGGGCCAUGGCACAUGGAGUCUCUGAACUGCUGUGGCUAAGAUCAUUGAUGGAGGAACUUGGGAUUGAGCAUGACAAGCCAAUGAUGUUGUACUGUGAUAGUUAG
Messenger RNA from Nelumbo nucifera (sacred lotus), 504 nucleotides. NCBI's taxonomy places the organism in Eukaryota, Viridiplantae, Streptophyta, Magnoliopsida, Proteales, Nelumbonaceae. The record is from RefSeq and is a predicted model, not a curated record.